Molecule: messenger RNA, 1193 nt
Organism: Condylura cristata (star-nosed mole)
Lineage: Eukaryota; Metazoa; Chordata; Mammalia; Eulipotyphla; Talpidae
Gene: TMEM74B
Product: transmembrane protein 74B
Exons: 3
Coding region: 286-975 (229 amino acids)
Source: RefSeq, a predicted model, not a curated record
CAAGGUUUCCCCGCCGCAGACUACUCCUCAGCGUUUAAGGCCCGGCGCUCAGAGAGGGUCUGCCCAAGAUUCAUGGCUGGCGCUCCUGCUGUCUUCAUCUCAGUGUCCUGGGAGAACUGGACUCCACCUGUGGUGGGACCUUUGGCCUGCACAGUAUCCUUCUCACUUCAGCCUGAAAACAGGGUCUUGCCGAGUCACGGAGGAUGCAGUUAAUGAGAGCAGGCAGUGGCUCACACUGGAAAAUCAGCCAAGGGGCCGAGGGAUGAGCUGGGGCCCGCCUUCCCAAUGGCAUCUCCCCCCGGCCUGGAACUGAAGACACUGAGCAAUGGUCCCCAAGCGCCAAGGAGACCAGCGCCUCUGGGCCCCGUCGCCCCACCCAGGGAGGGCGUGGAGAACGCCUGCUUCUCCCUGGAGGAGCAUGAGACCCAUUUCCAGACCCCUGUGGACGCCAGACUGGGCAGCUCCUCCAGCCCUCCUGGGGGUGUCCCCUCGUGGUCCCGAUCCCAGCGGGAUGACUUAUCCCUGCGCUCAGAAGAAGGGCCAGGCCUGGAACCUGUGAGCCGCCCGGUGGACUAUGGCUUCGUUUCUGCUCUGGUUUUCCUGGUGAGUGGGAUCCUUCUGGUGGUGACAGCAUACGCCAUCCCCCGAGAGGCCCGCGUCAACCCAGACACGGUGACAGCUCGGGAAAUGGAGCGGCUGGAGAUGUACUACGCCCGCCUGGGGUCCCACCUGGACAAGUGCAUCAUCGCGGGCCUGGGCCUGCUCACAGUGGGCGGCAUGCUCUUAUCGGUGCUGCUUAUGGUGUCCCUGUGCAAGGGGGAGCUGUACCGCCGGCCCACCUUCGUCUCCGGCAGGGGCUCCCGGAAGACCUACGGUUCCAUUAACCUGCGCAUGAGACAGCUCAAUGGGGAGGCCCUGGUGGAGAACGAAGUGGUCCAGGUCUCAGAGACCAGCCACACCCUCCAGGGGUCUUAACUAAGAGCCCCCGAUCUGCUUUAUCUCCAGGGCCAUGAGGCCCCAGAGGGCCUGGGGCUUCAGACUGAGCUCACAGAGGGUCCCGUGGAAGGAGUCUUGGGUGCUGGAGGGGAGCCCAGGGCCUGGCUAGGCUCCACUUGGGAGAGUGGUGCCCCAGUCUGUUUUGUAGUUUGAGGUUUUGCCUAAGGUUCUGCUUGGUGGAUGGAUUCUGCUGCUAC